CAGUCAGUAAGUCCAUGGGACUAUCUGGAAUUUCCCUAACCAAACCGGCACCGAGGAUUAGCUUCAUCCCACAAUGGCCCAAAAUGCGCCCGACGAGACCCUCUCACUCCUCACGCGACUCAGCCAAAAGCCUGGCGUACAAAGCACUCUCGUACUUUCUCGCGAGAACGGCGCCAUUGUGCGCACGUCCGGCUUGAUCUCGAACAAUACCUCUACAAAUCCAAAUAACACUCUGCCCUCGUCCAUCGACAAUGCCCCGGACAACUACAGCAACGGAAGGAAGGAAGGUGGCAUACACAGUGCGGAAGAUGUAGCAAGCAUGGUAUGGUCAUUUCUGAGCUCAGCUGGCAAGCUAGUGGAUGAGUUGGACAAGGAAGACGAGGUCAAGCUGCUAAGGUUAAGAACCAAAAAGAAUGAACUGGUCAUCGUGCCUGAUCCCAAGUUCAUCCUAGUCGUAAUUCACGAUACACCCCCAGCAUAACGGAUCUAACAAGUACGCAUGUCAUAAUUGGCGUUGGACUUUUAUCGGCGUUAAAUGAUACCCCUCGAUUUUGAACCUAGUGCUUGUUUUAACUCAUUACCAAUGAGCCUCACUGAUAUCAACUUCGUUCACAUCGACACCGUCUUUAUACCACCGCUCUAGAGUACCUGUCAGCAGACGCUCAUAGAUUUGCGCUAAAUGAGGAGCCUUGCCAGCUUCACUGAUCUCAACAUCAUUACCACUCAUUUGACGCUUCCGCAUCCUUCCAUCCUCAGUAAAUG
Messenger RNA from Lindgomyces ingoldianus, 762 nucleotides. RefSeq lists its product as uncharacterized. Gene Ontology annotation, biological process: microtubule-based movement. The record is from RefSeq and is a predicted model, not a curated record. Gene Ontology annotation, cellular component: cytoplasm; cytoplasmic dynein complex. NCBI's taxonomy places the organism in Eukaryota, Fungi, Ascomycota, Dothideomycetes, Pleosporales, Lindgomycetaceae. The transcript has 3 exons. Bases 74 to 481 code for a protein of 135 amino acids. Gene Ontology annotation, molecular function: dynein intermediate chain binding.